Colletotrichum scovillei is the source of this 1404-nucleotide messenger RNA. Its product is annotated as alkaline phytoceramidase. Bases 294 to 1103 code for a protein of 269 amino acids. Gene Ontology annotation, biological process: ceramide catabolic process; ceramide biosynthetic process. Gene Ontology annotation, cellular component: endoplasmic reticulum membrane. The transcript has 3 exons. The record is from RefSeq and is a predicted model, not a curated record. NCBI's taxonomy places the organism in Eukaryota, Fungi, Ascomycota, Sordariomycetes, Glomerellales, Glomerellaceae.
AUCGUUGGCAACUUCCCCUGAGCUUUAAAUGCAGGAUCGGACGAACGACUGAAGAAAAGUAUUGCGGAAUUGUGACGUGCUGACGCUUCCAAACCCAACUUGAGAUCUUCUUUCAAGACCUGCAACGAUUUUAAGCUCCGCAAUUGGCUGUUACCACCCUGGGUUAUCGAUAGCUUUCUAGCACGAGGGAAAUCUCAGUCGCGUCAAAAUCACGCGCUUUUCUUACUCCGACAGCAGAGCCAACGUAGCCUCAGCAGUGGGAUCGACGAUUCGCGAGGAAAGGUGUCGCCGAAAUGAGUCACAAGCAUCAGACCCUCCGCUUUGCGAGCGACGCAACUGCGGGCGAUGGUAUCUGGGGCUAUCCAACAAGCAAGGCAAACUUCUGCGAAGAAGACUACAUCUUCACGCGCUACAUCGCAGAGUUCAUCAAUUGUCUAUCCAAUGCCACGUACAUCUACCUCGCCCUGAAGUACCCCAGGGCCAACUCCAAGGCCGCGGUGCCAUGGUACCGAACCCUCGACAUCCAAUCCAUCGGUCUCCUCGCCGUCGGUAUCUUCUCUGGCGUUUUCCAUGGCACCAUGCACCAGGAGACGCAGCUCCUCGAUGACCUGUCCAUGCUGGUCCUCGCCGGCUCGCUCGUACAGCCCCUGUACGCCUUCCGCCAGUCGCGCGCCGUGGGGGCCGCGAUCACCACCAUCCUCUGGCUCGGCAUCGCCACCAUGGCCGUCAUCUACGUCCGAUCGGGGGACAUUGCCAUCCACGUCGCGACCUUUACCGGACUGUUGACAUUUGUCUGGCCGCGCACGCUGUUCAUCGUCUACUGGACUGGACGCUACUCGAAAGAGCAGCAAAAGGGACUGAUGAAGCAGUUCUGGAAGGCUUGCAUCAUCUUGAUCGUGGGUUUCACGCUCUGGCAUAUCGACUUGGAGUUCUGCGCCGAGCUGAGAGCCGCGAGGAAGAGUCUGGGAUUGCCUGCCGCGUGGCUGCUGGAACUCCAUGGAUGGUGGCACAUCUUCACCGCUCUGGGCGCGAGCUGGUACAUGAGGUUGAUUCGGGAGCUGACCUCAGUCGAGCAGACCGCUGUUGGGAAGAAGGCGCAGUAAAUACAAGCGUAGUGGACGCCCCCGUUCGACUUCCUGCGGGCCCGGCAUCAUUGCUCCAUCAUGCGAUGCGGCUCGACAUACGCUCGUAGGUUUAGCAUUUCCCAAUCAGCCCGGGAAACUGAUGACAUAUAGACAUCACCUAGAACUCAGCGUUUAGGCGGCAGCGUUUGGAAGUCAGGACCUAAGUCUGGUGGCAUCAAAUAAAAGAUAAUUCUUCCCAUCCUAGGGUACGACUGCGGAAGGAUCUAAAACACCUAGCUCUUGCAUUCCUCUCUGAAAACACACUGAAAGCCAUCCGCCG